Alternaria atra is the source of this 894-nucleotide messenger RNA. RefSeq lists its product as uncharacterized. Bases 1 to 894 code for a protein of 297 amino acids. Gene Ontology annotation, biological process: protein import into nucleus; COPII-coated vesicle budding; positive regulation of TOR signaling. The record is from RefSeq and is a predicted model, not a curated record. Gene Ontology annotation, molecular function: structural molecule activity; protein binding. The transcript is spliced from 3 exons. NCBI's taxonomy places the organism in Eukaryota, Fungi, Ascomycota, Dothideomycetes, Pleosporales, Pleosporaceae. Gene Ontology annotation, cellular component: COPII vesicle coat; nuclear pore outer ring.
AUGGCAACCACCAGCCUAGCCAUGUUCGAUGCUGAUGAAGUGCAGCAUGACGCCGUGUUGGAUUACUAUGGCAGGCGGCUCGCGACAUGCUCUUCAGACAAGACCAUCAAGAUCUUCGAAGUCGAGGGCGAGAAGCACACACUAGUUGAGACACUCAGAGGACACGAAGGUGCUGUCUGGAGCGUAGCGUGGGCACACCCAAAGUACGGCAACAUCCUCGCCUCCUCGUCCUACGAUGGCAAAGUCCUCAUCUGGCGCGAACAGUCCGGCAGCUGGCAAAAGAUAUACGAAGUCGCUCUACACACCGCCUCGGUCAACCUAGUCGCAUGGGCACCUCACGAAGCAGGCUGCCUCCUUGCCUGCGCAUCAACGGAUAGCAACGUCUCGGUACUCGAAUUCAAGGAUAACAACUGGACACAUCAGAUCUUCCCGGCUCAUGGUACAGGAGUUAACAGUGUCUCGUGGGCACCUGCAUUCGCGCCGGGACAGGUCAUGAGCGCAAGCGGAAACCAGGCUGGUGCUGCAAAACGACUAGUCACUGGAGGUAGCGACUGCCAGGUCAAGGUCUGGGAUUUCAGCCCCGAGAGCGGCAGCUGGAACGCAACACUGCUUGGUAUCCAUGGCGAUUGGGUACGCGACGUCGCAUGGUCUCCUACUGUCCUCGCCAAGUCAUACAUCGCCUCCGCUUCCCAGGACAAGACUGUCUCCAUUUGGACAUCCUCCGAUCUACGCGAGUGGAAACGCACUCAGAUUGACGUCGACGCCGCCGCGUGGCGCGUGAGCUGGAGUUUGAGCGGCAAUGCCCUGGCGAUCAGCACUGGUGACAACAGGGUUAGCCUAUGGAAGGAGAGACUGAGCGGCGGAUGGGAAUGCGUCAAGACGAUUGAGGAGUAG